AUGGCGGGUAUUUGGUCGCAGGAGAGUUGCAAGGGAUGCUCUUCCGCCAGCUGCGCUUGCGGCGAGAAGGGCACGUGGAGCGUCCCCUCGCUGUUGAGCCAGCGACUCUCGGAAGGCUCGAGCCGCCACCAAUUGCUGCAGCGGUGGACGAGCACGUGGCACUCCCUGAGCGGGGCCGCGCCGGCGGCGGAGCGGACGCGGCGCGAGGGGGCUGCGGCGCCCGCCGAGGACGAGGACCGGCCGCUCGUGUUCCUGUGCGGCGGCUGCCGGCGGCCGCUGGGCGACUCGCUGAGCUGGGUGGCCUGCCAGGAGGACAACAACUGCAUCCUGCUGCGCUGUGUUUCCAGUAACGUUUCUGUGGAUGAGGGGCAGAUGCUAUCCAAGCGUGAAAAUGAAAAUGGUUGCGUCCUGGAGAGGCUGCGCUGCGCCGGCUGCGCGCAGCACCUCGGCUACGUCUACAGGUGCACCCCGAGCCACCUCGACCACCGGAGGGACUCCUUCUGCCUGGACGUCGAGGCCGUGGAGAGUUAUGUUUUAGGGUCCUCGGAGAAGCAGCUUGUGCCCGAAGAGAAAGAGGUUUUCAACCUGGAAAGCCGGAUUGUGAUAGAAAACUCGCUCAAGCAGAUGGAAGAUGUUUUGAAAGUGUUACAGACGAAACUGUGGGACGUUGAAACAAAAUUGGCCUUUACCAGUUCCAAAGGCUGAGAUCUCCGAGUCUCCUGUUCCAGACUUUCUGCCGACGGGUGAUAUUUUUAUGUAGCAGUUCUUGUUGUAAUUUACUUCACUUAGAACUGAGGUAAUUCUGAUCAACUGUGUACAUUGUUGUCUUUUGUAUUGAUCAAAUGAGAAUAAUCAUAGAGUUACUUUUAUGUCUGUAUUUGACGGUAAAAAGAUCACUGUUUUCUAAAUUUGAAUUUUAAACCCAUUUUGUGAUACUGGGAAUAGAAUUUAGGAGUUUUUAUUCUGAUACGGAACUGCCCUGAUUUCCGAACUGUUUUCUCCUUUGUAUCCAAUUCAUUAUUCUUCGUUUUGUACGUACUCCUUUAAAGCUUUACCUUUAAUACACUGAGUGACAUUUAACACAGGAUGGUGAGAACUUCUUAGCAGCUCUCCCGCCCGCUGUGUUGGAGUCUUCUCGGUCAGCAGAUGGGCCCUGAAGAGACUGGUCGGUCGAGUCAUUUGUCAGAAUUGUUUGAAACCUUGCACAGGAGCAGAGUGUCGUGUACUCUGACAAUGAGACCGUUCCCCUCGUUCCUUCAUGUACCGCCCUGUGCCUCUCGAGUCUGUUGGAAUAUUUACCACGGAGAGAAGCAUGUCUCUGAGAGGGGAUUCGGAAGAAGUUUUCAGUUCCCAGUUUUCCAUAAUGUACUGUG
Messenger RNA from Pteronotus mesoamericanus, 1373 nucleotides. RefSeq names its product MIS18 kinetochore protein A (gene MIS18A). Gene Ontology annotation, cellular component: nucleus; chromosome, centromeric region; chromatin. The record is from RefSeq and is a predicted model, not a curated record. Lineage: Eukaryota; Metazoa; Chordata; Mammalia; Chiroptera; Mormoopidae. Bases 1 to 705 code for a protein of 234 amino acids. Gene Ontology annotation, biological process: CENP-A containing chromatin assembly; chromosome segregation. The transcript has 5 exons.